This is a messenger RNA of Fusarium redolens, 1497 nucleotides long. Its product is annotated as beta-1,3-mannanase. Gene Ontology annotation, molecular function: hydrolase activity, hydrolyzing O-glycosyl compounds. The coding region runs from base 223 to 1308 and encodes 361 amino acids. The transcript is spliced from 3 exons. The record is from RefSeq and is a predicted model, not a curated record. NCBI's taxonomy places the organism in Eukaryota, Fungi, Ascomycota, Sordariomycetes, Hypocreales, Nectriaceae.
CUUCGUUUCAAGUUAAGUAAACCUGCAAAAUAGGGUUCGGAAAAAGCUGCUGCCUGCUCGGGACUGUCGGUGUCUUACGACCUUCCAAACUUGGGAUAGGUAGUUGAGAGAAGCCGCUCAAUAAUUAAGCAACUAAUGAACAGAUUUAUAUAAAACUGUUGCGGAAAGGUAACCAUUGUGGCUGAUAAAACUUGAACAACUUAAGCUUGUUUAACGAUUACCAUGAAGUUCUCUCUUACAAGCUUGGUGCUCGGUUUGUUCUCAGUGGCAACGACAAACGCUGCGAAGUCCUUCUCAGCUUCGAACCUUUACUAUGCCGCUGGACUGACUGAUGGCCAGCAGACUAUUCUGUUGAAUGGCCUCCAAAGCGCCGGUGUCAAGGUUUUACGGGUAUGGCUUGAUGGUCAAUCCGGAGCGACGAAGGGAACGCCUACCAACGACUUCAAAAGUCUGCAAGGCACGAGCCCCGAUGACUGGGACGAUACUGUCCUAAACCGACUCGACAACCUUAUGGUCAAGGCCCAUGACCAUGGUAUCAAGCUUCUCAUUUCUAUUCACAGCUAUAAUGCUCUUGAAAACAACAGUGACUUCUACGGGAAAUGGUACGGUACCGGCAACUUUUACACCGACAGUAAAGCUAUUAGCCAGUUCAAGGAUCGUAUCGCCCACGUUCUUGCACACAAACACCUCAAGACGGGUAAGACUUGGAGUCAGAGCUCUGAGUACAUCUUCGCUUUUGAAGCACAGAAUGAAGCUAUGCAUCCACAGGGAAACCCACAGGCCUUGGCUUCCUGGCAGUGCACCAUGGCCAAAAGCAUCAAAGACAACUUGAAAGGCAACUCGAAGAUCCUCGUCACGACCGGUGGCGGCGCGUAUCUCGAUAACUCCCUCCUCAAUCCCUACUUCUCCUGCGAUAGUCUCGACGUCCUCACUACCCACGCCUACGGUGUCGCCGACCUUACAACUUCUAGACUUCAGCCAUUCGUCGCCAAGGCUAAGAACACUGGCAAGAAACUUAUCAUGCAAGAAUGGGGUGCCUGCUACACCGAUGCCGAGAACAAUAACUGCAAUGGAGGAAACCCACUUCAUGUGAGCACAAGAGAUGGCAAUAUUAAGAAGUGGGCAGCGAAUAUUGAUGCAGCGGGAAUUCCUUGGUUCUACUGGCAGAUCCUCCCGAAUGCAGAUCCUCACCAAGGCUGGGACUAUGAGAUUGGUAUCAACGAUGCGAACUGGGAGGUCUUGAAGGCCGCUGGACUUGCCGCAGGAAAAGCCGAGUCUGCUUUUGACUUUAGUCCUUAUCUGCUCUGAAUAGAUGGUACUAGGUCAUUGCAAGGAGUACUUUGCAAACACGUGUGUCUUAUUUUCUCAGCAGGUUUGAUGUUAUGGUUGAAAGACUGACGGCUGCAUGGCAAAGGGAAGACAAGAAAACUUAGGGCCUCUAUCCUAGAUGACAAAAAGACUCAGGUAAAUUUAGUAUAGAUUGAGUAGACCUUAGAC